Molecule: messenger RNA, 1809 nt
Organism: Tarenaya hassleriana
Lineage: Eukaryota; Viridiplantae; Streptophyta; Magnoliopsida; Brassicales; Cleomaceae
Product: xyloglucan 6-xylosyltransferase 2
Exons: 3
Coding region: 233-1624 (463 amino acids)
Biological process (GO): xyloglucan biosynthetic process
Cellular component (GO): membrane; endosome; trans-Golgi network
Molecular function (GO): UDP-xylosyltransferase activity; xyloglucan 6-xylosyltransferase activity; hexosyltransferase activity
Source: RefSeq, a predicted model, not a curated record
AAUCUCUCUCCAUUUACAUUUAGCAACUAAAAAAACUAAUUCUUUCUCAUUUUCUAAUGCAAUAAAUUAGCUAAAAAAAUCCCAUAUUCCAUCCAGAUUCCAGAGUAAUCCACCAUAAAUUAAACCAAUUUCUUUCUCACAUCUUAUACGGAAACCCAGAUCUUGUCUUGAACUUGAAGACCCAUCUAUCAGAUUCAUCCCGAGAACGAAAAAAGAGUAACGUCUGGAGAAGAUGAUCGAGAGGUGUUUGGGAGCUCACCGCUGUCGGAAAAUCCAGAGAGCCCUCCGCCACCUGAAGGUUACGGUCCUCUGUCUCGUCCUCACGGUCGUCGUCCUGCGUGGCACCAUCGGCGCCGGGAAAUUCGGAACCCCGGAGCAGGACAUCGCCGAGAUCCGAGAACAUUUUUACACGCGCAAACGCGCCGAGCCCCACCGCGUCCUUGUAGAAGUCCAGACCGGAGAAUCCUCCUCCGGCGGCGGAGAUGGCGGCGGCGGCGGGUCAGAAGGAAGCAACAAUUACGAGACGUUUGACAUCAACAAGAUCUUUGUGGACGAAGGAGAGGAGGAGAAACCUGACCAGAAUAAACCGUACUCUCUCGGACCCAAAAUAUCCGAUUGGGACGAGCAGAGAUCCGAAUGGCUGAAAAAGAAUCCUAAUUUCCCGAAUUUCCUCGGACCCAACAAGCCUCGAGUGCUGUUGGUAACUGGGUCUGCGCCUAAACCGUGCGAGAACCCUGUCGGAGACCACUACCUCCUGAAAUCGAUCAAGAACAAGAUCGAUUACUGCAGGUUACACGGGAUUGAGAUCUUCUACAACAUGGCUCUUCUCGAUGCGGAAAUGGCGGGUUUCUGGGCGAAGCUCCCGUUGAUCCGGAAGCUCCUGCUUUCGCACCCUGAGAUCGAGUUCCUGUGGUGGAUGGACAGUGAUGCCAUGUUUACGGACAUGGCCUUCGAGCUUCCAUGGGAAAGGUACAAGGAUUACAACCUCGUGAUGCACGGAUGGAACGAGAUGGUUUACGAUCAGAAGAACUGGAUUGGGUUGAACACCGGAAGUUUCCUGCUUAGGAACUGUCAAUGGGCGCUUGAUUUGUUGGAUACUUGGGCUCCGAUGGGUCCCAAAGGGAAGAUCCGUGAAGAAGCAGGUAAGCUUCUGACACGGGAGCUCAAGGAUCGACCUGUCUUCGAAGCUGAUGAUCAGUCCGCAAUGGUUUAUCUGCUCGCUACCCAGCGAGAGACUUGGGGCAACAAGGUCUACUUGGAAAGCGCGUAUUAUCUGCACGGAUACUGGGGAAUUCUUGUGGACCGAUAUGAAGAGAUGAUCGACAACUACCACCCGGGUCUCGGUGACCAUAGAUGGCCACUGGUUACCCACUUUGUGGGUUGCAAGCCCUGCGGGAAGUUCGGGGAUUACCCGGUGGAACGGUGCCUGAAACAGAUGGACAGAGCAUUUAACUUUGGCGACAACCAGAUUCUGCAGAUAUACGGCUUCACUCACAAGUCUCUGGCAAGCCGAAGAGUGAAGAGAGUCAGGAACGAGACAAGCAACCCUCUAGACGUGAAAGACGAGCUCGGGUUGCUCCACCCGACGUUCAAGGCGGUUAAGGUUCAGACCAAUCCGGUUUGAUGGCUGGAUUUAGGACUCAGGUCUCUUCUCUUUCUAUCCUCUAUCCUCUGUCUCUUGUCUUUUGCUGUACUGUUUUUGUACUAUGGAUUGGUAUACUCCUGUACUGUGCAGAGACAUCCGUAUUCUUUGGUUCCUUGUUUAAGUCUUAAGAGCUCUAUAAUGAAACCGCUGUCAGUUUGUUUCUU